Molecule: messenger RNA, 757 nt
Organism: Sitodiplosis mosellana (orange wheat blossom midge)
Lineage: Eukaryota; Metazoa; Arthropoda; Insecta; Diptera; Cecidomyiidae
Gene: amrt
Product: TM2 domain-containing protein CG11103
Exons: 2
Coding region: 81-644 (187 amino acids)
Source: RefSeq, a predicted model, not a curated record
GUGUCAUGGAGAAAAUAAACAAAAGAAUAGCAAGUUGAUCUCUGGUUGCAAUCAAUGAAUUGUUUUAGAGCCAAAAAGAAAUGUAUUAUGAGUUAGUGUUUGUGUUAAUUAUAUCAAUCGUUGGCGAUUCGUUCGCAUCACAACAACAAAAAGACAGAGAAUUAAACACACCGCCACGGGAUUCGGAUUGGAAUCCACUUUCGCCACUUGUGAAAUGUUCAUUUGUUCCAAUAGAGUUUCUGGAGUGCAAAGAACCAGUCGAUCACAAGGGCAACAAAACGGCACGCGAUGAAUUAGGUCAUGGUUGCUUGAAAUUUGGCGGCGCUAAUUAUCAUGAUGUUGAGAAAACCAAAGUCCCAUGCACUGUACUGCCCGACAUCGAAUGCUAUGGCCCAAAAACGUUCUUCCGUGACGGUGUACCUUGUAUUAAGUACACCGAACACUACUUUGUAACCACACUGCUGUACAGCAUUCUACUGGGAUUUCUGGGCAUGGAUCGAUUUUGUCUGGGACAAACGGGCACAGCCGUCGGAAAACUACUCACACUCGGCGGUUUGGGCAUCUGGUGGAUCAUCGACGUUAUUUUACUUGUGACAAACAACCUGUUACCUGAAGACGGCAGCAAUUGGAACACACACGUUUAGCUAAUGAUUUAUUGAAUAUUUAACAACUUGCCGCUUUUAAAUGAUAUUGUAUAAACUUAAGAUUAGGGCAUCGUUUAAUAAAGACUGAAGUGAAAUCAAUUUAUCAAGAGGAA